AUGUCCCGUCCUAUUGUUUUAUCCGGCCCCAGCGGUGCUGGUAAGUCCACGAUGUUGAAGAAGCUUUUCGAAGAAUUCCCAGACACUUUUGGGUUUUCGGUAUCUUCCACGACACGCAAACCUAGAGAAGGUGAAGUCAACGGGGUGGAUUACAAUUUCGCGACCGUCGAGGAGUUUCAGCAGAUGAUUAAAGACGACAAGUUCAUAGAGUGGGCCCAGUUUUCAGGCAACUACUACGGCACCACAGUCGCCUCGGUCAAGCAAGUAAGCGACUCCGGCAAGAGGUGCAUUUUGGACAUCGACAUGCAAGGUGUCAAGGCCGUGAAGAAAACGGACUUGAACGCGCGCUUCCUGUUUGUAGCUCCACCCUCGGUCGAAAGUCUCAGAGAAAGACUGACCGGCCGCGGCACAGAGACCCCAGAAUCGCUGCAGAAGAGACUAGACGCUGCCACUGCGGAGAUGGAGUAUGCGGAAACUGGCGCUCACGACAAAGUUAUAGUGAACGACGUGCUUGAGGACGCAUACGCUCAGUUCAAGGAAUUCAUUCUCGCAGAGUAA
Molecule: messenger RNA, 558 nt
Organism: Lachancea dasiensis
Lineage: Eukaryota; Fungi; Ascomycota; Saccharomycetes; Saccharomycetales; Saccharomycetaceae
Source: the annotation of a GenBank genome assembly